Messenger RNA from Cinara cedri, 6224 nucleotides. The record is from the annotation of a GenBank genome assembly. Lineage: Eukaryota; Metazoa; Arthropoda; Insecta; Hemiptera; Aphididae.
UAUGAUAUUUAUUAUAUAAAUUAAAUAGUUAAAUAGUUUUUAAUUUUGUAUAUUUUGAUGUAGAUGAAAAUAAAUUAGUAUUUUAAUAUAGUAUUAGUAUUUUGUUAGUUAAUUUAAAUUUAUUUAUUAGUAACAUUAUUAAGUUAACACUAAUUAGUAUAUGAUAAAAUGGGUGCAUUUGCCAGUCGACAAAAUGCUAGAGUAGAAGAAGUAGACAACAACUCAAAUAAUGCUUACAAAUAUCCACCAAAAUCUGGUUUGUUAGAUGUACCUUUAAAUUCAUUAAUAUUUCAAAUUUAUUUUUCGGCUCCUACAACUCAGACAAAUAUAUUAAUUAUAAUCAUAAAUAGAAUUAAAAUUCAAUAAAUUAAAAAUGAUUAAUACAUGUUCUAAAAAAUACCCAUUUGUAUGUCAUGUCAUAUUUACUCAACACUUUACCAAUGUAUAAAAAAAAAAAAAAAAAGGAAUUUAAUGAAUAUAAAUCUUACGAAAUACUUCUAUUCAGUAGCUCAACUAGGAUUCUUUGAUGGGGUCUCUGCCUAAUUCAAAUUUUAACCCAUAACUUAUUUCAGAAUAUACCAUUGGUUUUCCAUAAUUUUUCAAUUAUCAAAUGUAAAGGCAUAAUUGUUUUUGUACUUAUUUAAAUUAAAAAAAUUAUUUCGUAAUAUACUUAUUUAAAAUGUUUUUUUUUGCUUCUUCAACAUAAUUCAAAUAUUACUUAAAUAAAAAAUUAUAAUCAAAAUAAACAUCUUGCGGUUACUCAAUUAAAUAAACAUUUCUUAGUAAAAAAUCAAAUUCUAAUUUUAUCCAAUUUAACUUUUUUGUAACAUUUCCAAUAACUGCCAUAAUAAUAUUUUAAACAAUGUAUUCUGUUGAACCUUAUAAAUUAUAAUGGUAGUUGUACAUUACUAACUUAUGAUAAAUAGAAUAUGUUUUCCAAUUGUCAUUGAAUAGAAUUUCCAUUAGGUAGUAAUUAGAGUAGAUACUCUUUUCAUAUUAUUCUUAAACAAAUAUUAGGAUAAAUCUAGUUAAGCAUUCCUCGAAAUUUUGCAUUUUUUUUUGAAAACUUAUGUAUUACAAUGAUUUAAAAAUGAUGAUGUCAAAAGUUUUUUUUGGAAAUCAUUAGCUAUGAAGUAAGCUUUUCUUUUAUAGCCAUUUGAAGUUCAGAUAUUAUUGCAGUCUGAGCGAGCACAGCAAUUGAAUUACCCUGUCAGGUCUCUAGAUGCACUCAAAAUUAAUUUGUUUUUCCCUGUUACUUACCCGACAUGGUUUUGUACAACAAAAUGAGAGUUAUUUUCGAUUAAAACAGUAUGAACAAAUGCAACUUAAAUAUCUAUUAAAAUUUUUAUAACUGUCAUUAGAAACUUAAAAUUACUACUUAAUCCAUAUUUUUUUUUAACCAUCAAUUACUAAUUUAAAAUUUGUAUAUAAACCACGAAACAAAACUAAUUUUAAUCAUGAUUGAUUAAAAACACCAUAUAGUAUCUAUUAAUUAUAUAUUAUUUGUAUUUACAAUUGUUACAGGAAAUUAUUUUAGCACCCAUUUUAUAAUGGGAGGUGAAAAAUUUGAUACACCACAACCUGAAGCAUAUCUAUUUGGUGAAAAUAUGGAUCUAAAUUUUUUUAGUAAAUGCCCUACAACAGUAAGUAGGUUUAUUAUUAUUUUUUAUUUAAAUGUUAUGAACUAGUUUUGCUAUGUUCUAUAUAAAUUUUGUCAGUGGUGUCAUUUAAAGGAAUCUAACUGUAUUUCAUUUUUCUUAGAUUAAAUAUUAUAAUAACUAUAAUAUUUUAAAAUUUUGAAUUAUAAUGACCCAUUUACCUGUACUUUUUGAACGGAAUCACCUACUUUUUUAAAUUAUUACUUUUGGGUAGUAUUUACUAAUUUUAAAAUUUGGACAAUUAUGAAACAACCUUCAAUAAAAUAAAUAAAACAUGUAUUGUUUUAUGUUUAUUUAGUUUCCAUAUCCACCGCCUGAAGUGGGUGAACCUACUAAACCUUUAAAAAGUUUGGUAAAUAUUAGAAAAGAAUCGUUACGUUUUGUGCGUACUGAGGAAGGUAAAACUAUAUUCAAUAUAGAAUUUACUUUCGAUUGUGAUUCACCAUGUUCAAUUACAAUUUAUUAUUUCUGCACAGAAGAAUUUACACCUAGUGGAGUUACGUAAGUUAAAUUCAUAAGCGUUAUUUAGGUUAACAUGUAAAUUAGUUUUUAUAUUUUUUAGAAUAUAUUAAAAUUAAAAUUUUGUAUUUAUAUAAGUAGAAUAUAGGUUGAAAAGGUCCAGAAUAGAGCUUUACAGUGAAAUUACAGUUUUAUUUAUUUAUAAACAAUAUUUUAAAUUCUGAGUAAAGCGAGUUUAAUGUAGUAUUUUUUUUUUUUUUCGUAAGAAUUUUAAUUGAAUUCAUAAAUAUUACAAUGCAUUAACCAAAAUCUACUCAGAAACUUUGAUUGUUAGCAAUAGUUAAUAGUUCCAUACAGAUAUACCUUCAAUUUCCCCACAAUCUUCCAAAAUUCUCACCUACAAAAAAUUGGGUGGCCCACUUAUCAUGCAAAUUAUGUCCGUAUCUUUUUUAAAUAUUUUCGUCCUAAAUAAUCUUAAAUAAUUGUUGAUAAUUAGAAUGUAUUUAUUCAUACUAUGCAUUUAAUCUGUAUAGAUUUAAUUGUCGUGAUCCAUCAAUGACAUCUGAAGUUUACCAUUAUAAACGAGGUUCAAAUCAACAAUUUAUCCAACCAAUGCACAUAUUUGAUCCAAGUAUUUAUAGUACUGAAGACUUAAGUUACAUAUUCAAUAAAGAAGUUAUUCCAAUUGCUAUACAUUGUGUAGCUCAUGAUACUUCUGAAGGUAUAUCAAUUAUAAAUAAAUAACUUGAAUUUAAUUUUUAAUUAGUUUAUAUUUAUUAGAAACACGACAGUCACAUACUACAAUUGCAGUGGUAGAACAGUAUUCUGAUGGAUCUUACAUUUUAAAAGCUUUAAAACAAAAGUUAUUUGUUGAUGGAUUAUGUUAUUUGCUUCAAGAAAUAUAUGGCAUUGAAAACAAAAUGACAGACCUAAAAGUUUGUAUACUAUUAUUUUAUUUUAGUCAUUUAGGCAUUAUUUAAUCAUUUAUUUUUAAAGGAUUCUGGAGACGAAGAUUUAGAAGACUGUAGUUCAGAGUGUGUAAUUUGUAUGAGUGAUAUGCGAGAUACAUUAAUCUUACCAUGUCGUCACUUAUGUUUGUGUCAAUCAUGUGCAGACUCUUUAAGAUAUCAAGCUAAUAAUUGUCCAAUAUGCCGAGUGCCAUUCCGUGCUCUUUUGCAAAUUAAAGCCUUGCAAAAAACAUUGGACAAUAAUCACAGAGUAAUAUUACCAAAGUUUAAAAUAAGUUUAAAAUAAAAAUUUGUUUAUAUUCUAUGUAAACUUAUAGAUAGAUUUACGUACACCAUACGGUUAUGAAACUGUUCCUUUAAUUGAAGCUCUUAAUGGCCCAAAUUUCCGACGUUAUAGUAAUGCUGCCAAAGUUCCAAGUGAUCCGUUAUUAGAUUCUUCACCCGACAGCCAAUGUGCUGGACUCACUAUGUCCAAGUAUGUUAAAAUAAUAAUAUAAUAUAAUCAUUUUUAAUAUCUUAUAAAAGUACACACAAUAGAUCAAAUUAGAAAAUAAAUAUGUGUCUAUUAUGUUUAAAAAAAUAUAAGCUGAUAUUUUCCAUUUGAAAUACCUACUUGAAUAUUUAAAACACUGUUUAUAUAGUUUACUUUAAUAAUAUAUGAUAAUGUUAUUUCAUAUCUUAAGUAUUUUUACCGUAGAAUAUAAAUUUAAAACUAUGUUUUUCAGAAUGAGUUUAGACAGACUUUCUAGAAAAAAAUCAUUCAGUCUAGAUUCCCAAGGAGAAUCAUUAAGCCCAAGUGAUAAUUCCAUAAGUUCUAAUGUAUAUUUAACACUAUAAUUAUUUUAUCUUGUAAUUUUGUACCUAUUAAAAAAUAAUUUUGAAAUGUUGAUAUUAGGGAGCUACAUCUAUCAGUGAAAAAUCAUCAUUAAAAGAAUCUAUUAAAGAAGAAAUCAGGCCUAAAAUUGCAAUUAAAUGUAAAGAUCAAGUGAGAGUAUUUAGUGAAAAAACAAACGAGGACGAGGUACAAAUAUAUAAAAUAAUAAUUACUAUUAAUGUUUAUAUUAAUAUUUAAAAAUAACUAUUGAUUAUUGAAUGUUCAGUUAUGUACAUAAUUAUUUUUUAGACUCAAGAUGAAGAUAGUGAAGCAGAAAAAAUGUUUCCAUUACUGGAUUCUGAGAAAAUUGUUGAUAAGAAAGUUGAUCAUCCUCAAUUGGCUGUUGUUGAAAGUGAGAGCUUUAUUAUUAUAUUUUUUAAAAUAUUAAAAACUAAUUUGGUUUUAUUUUCUAGAAAAGGAAAUUAAUGUUAUACUAAAUCAUGGUGCAGAAGAUGCAGAGUGUUAUGGUGAAUGUGCUGCACGAAUGAUGGUUACACAUCAAAAUGAAAAGCCUCAGUUGUCAAUAUCACAAGUAAACAUUAUUACACGUAUUAUGUAUAAAAGUUGAAGUUUUUGACUUAGGUCAAAACAAUGAAAACCUAGUUCAUGGCUUUCAUACAUAACUUAAAUGCUUCAAUUUGAUGGCUUAAAAAUUCCAAGAAAUCUUAACAUUUCGUUUAAAUUAAUGUGUGAAUCAUCAAUCGUUGACAGAAAAUCUGAUGAUUACUGAAAGACAUUUACCAGUUAUGAAUUUCAAAAAUUUAUCCUCUCUGAAAAACGAACAAAAUUUUAGUUACUUAGAGUGUCCGCUAAUAAUAUGAUUUAUCAAUGUAUAUAUGACACCAAUAGUAGCAAAAUGUAAGAAAAUAAACAGAUAGGUUGUGUUUGUCCUGAAGAGAGAGGAAUCAGAAGCAGUAAAACUAGUAAUGAUAAAGAAGUUGUUGGAUGUAAUUUAAAGUUAUAGGAAGACACUCAUGGACAACCAGUGUAUGCGAAGUAAGAGGUCCAAUGAAGUAAAAUUUUAGAAUGAUGGUGGCUGACCCUAAAUAGCUGAGAUGAAGGAAAAAAUAAUAAGAUUGAUUAUUCUAAAACAACUUUUUUUUUGUUUUUGUUUUUAAUAGUUAACUUUUUUGAUUUUAGGAAAGAGUGUCAUUACCCAGCACUCCAAUGAGUACUGUUAGUCAGCGUUCAAGUGGUGAGAGUUAUACAUCAGUUGGUUCUUCUCGUUUGCUGUUAGCUGCUUAUGAAAAAACUACACCGGUUUAAAUUAAAAAUAAAACCAAUAUUACUUGUCAAAUUUAAUUUUGUUCUAAUUUAUGUCUAUAUGUAUCAUAAAUUAUUUAUUUUCAUAUGUUUUAUUAAAAUUAACUACCUAUGUAUUAAUAUUAAUAUUAUAUUAAACACAUUUUAAUAUAAAAUAUUAUUAAAUUAUAAUUAUUGGUAGAUGAAGUUUUAAGUUGUAACAAAAAUAUUAAGAUUAUAAUAAUAUUAUGUAAAUUGUAUUUAAAGUAUAAAAAGGUUUGCUUAUAUAAAGCUCCCAAAGAGAAUUAAAAUUGUUAAAUUAUUAUUAUAAAUUAACUGAGUAGUAUUCAGAUUGCAAAUUUUAUAUAAUUGUACUUAAAAAUAAUAUAUGAUUAAAACAUGUUCAGGUUUACCUACUGAAGUAAUAAAGUGUUCCUAGAAUCAUAUAAUAAUUAUUAAUAUAGUUGCUUAUUUUGUCUAGCAAUGUUUUAAGAUUUUUUGUUUCAAGAAAACAUGAAUAAUUAAUAUAAUAAUUGAUGAUUUUAUUAUUAUUGUGGCAUAUGACAUAAUUUUGGAUUUUACAUACAAAUUUUGAAAGUAAACUAAUUGAUAAAUAGAUAAAUUACUGAAUAUUACUGGAUAACACACAAAAAUUGUUUUUCUAUCAUCAGAAUUCUGUUUAAUUAAAAUAAAUUAUAUGUGUAACAAUAGAAAAUUGUAUACUAGUUUUGUAGUUUGAAAUAUUUGAUUAACAAGUUAACGACAUAGGAUUACUAUUCUUAAAUCAUAGUUUGUAAACAUGUGCUUAGUCAUAGUUUAAGAUAUAUUUAAACCGAAAAAUGGAUUACCAAAUAGAUAUGUAUCUACUAUAAAUCAUUUAUCUAAUAGAUGACAGAUCACCUAGAACAGGAGUCGGGAACCUGCGACUCCAGUGUUCUUUGGAAGAAACUUCAAAAUUUAGAAUGAAUUAUUGUUUUUAAUGUCCACCAAUUCCCAAUGAAAUUGUUUAAUAAAGUAUAUUAG